This is a messenger RNA of Cuscuta campestris, 2438 nucleotides long. The record is from the annotation of a GenBank genome assembly. Lineage: Eukaryota; Viridiplantae; Streptophyta; Magnoliopsida; Solanales; Convolvulaceae.
AUGAAUCUCUAAUUACGCAUUUUUUGAACAAAGUUUUGAUAUACUUUUGUACAAAGUUGUGUUUUCAUUUCAAUAUUUUUGUACAAAGUUGUGUUUUCAUUUCAAUAUUUUUGUACAAAGUUGUGUUUUUUGGGCAUGUCUUUUAUGGGUCGGACCGUAGGGGGAACUAAAAUUAUCACUAGAAUCCCAUUUCUUCUUCACAAGCAAUGCAGUUCCUCUCUUCCCCAGCUCUGCUCCAUUCCCCCAAUUCUCUCUCUUUUCCGCCGCCUCUGCGCCGCCGAGUACCAUUCAGCAACCAAGCCACCGGUUUGGCUCCGGCAUCUCUCUUCACAGCUCAGCCAUCUCUCGCCUUUUCCAGCGUCUGCCAGCCACCCGUUCCUUCACUGCACUGCAAUGGUGUACAUGAGAUUUUGGAAACUGGUGCUGUGAAAAAACUGGAAUUUGUAGACAUUGGAUAUGUAUGUAGUGCUCAUGGGCUUCAAGGUGAGGUUAGGGUGAAGCCUGCCACAGAUUUUCCUGAACUGCGAUUUUGUAAGCCAGGAAGGCGGUGGCUGAGGCAACAAUUUUCAGGGAAGCAGAUCAUCCAAGAAUUUGAGCUGGUUGAGGGAAGGGGGAAUCCCGGGCAGAAGAGUUGGAUAGUUAAAUUUAAUGAAAUCAACACUGUAGAACAGGCACAAAAACUGGUUGGAUCAACCGUACUUGUAGCUGACAAUGAUAGACCAGCUUUGCAGGAAGGUGAAUUUUAUACUCGUGACCUUGUUGGCAUGAGAGUUAUUCUUAAGGAAACUGGAGAGUUAGUGGGAACUGUUAAUAAUGUUUUCAACACUGGAGCAAAUGAUCUUCUUCAUGUUGAACUUGAAUCAUCUUUCGGUUCACCUGGUCAAUCCGGGAAGCCAUUGAGGGAAGCGGGUGCUUCUGGUCGCCUUGUUUGGGUUCCAUUCGUAGAGUCGAUUGUUCCCGAUGUUGACUUAAGUAAAAAGGAAAUGUUGAUCACGCCUCCAAAGGGCCUCCUAGAAUUAAAUAUCCGCUCUCAUGAGAAACCUAAGAAAGAAAGGCGCCAGCUUGAGUGGAAAGAAAGAAGGAAGUUUCAGAGACACCUUAUACAAGCCAAGAAGAAACUGCAUGAUAUGGAGCAACAACAUGUUUUUCAUGGGUUCAAGUAUGGAGAAAAAAGCCAAAGAAGUGGACUUGCAAAAGAGAUUGUUUCUGUAAAUUCAAAGUUACUUGGUCAUGCAUUGAAAAAUACGGGAACUUCGCCCAAGAGGUGGAGCUUUCCCGACUUCGCAAGAACAUCCAAAGCAAGUCAUACACUAAAAGUCUCAGAAGAAUUAUGUUAUAGUGGAAAAGGGGAGCAUUCUGAGCGGGGUCAACAUCUCAUUUCUUCUGGGAAGGCUGCACUUGUUUUGUCUAUUCUUAAAAAUGACUCGGAUAACAAUAUGGAAGAAACAUAUCAGCAUCUAAAAGCAUUGCUAAAUGAUGACGAAAGAUUGAUCAGGGUGGAGGAUCGUUCAUCUGUACCUUUGGUAUUGAUCUGUCCUGUUCAUUCUGUUGAUUCUCUACAUGAGCUGUUUAUGAAUAACGAUUUUUUCUCUUUUGACUCAGAGAAGGUCUGGUUCUUGCCAGAAGAAAAGCUUCCAGUUGUUAGUAUUUCAAAUGAAGAAAACAAACACAAGAUCUUGAUGAAAUCGCCAUGGGAAAUCCUCCAAAGGCCAGUUGGACCCGGAGGCAUUGUUGACGUAUUGUCAUCUCACAAUCUAUUUCAAAAUCUACAUGAGAUGAAUGUUGACUAUAUUCAGAUAUGUUCUCCCAAUCACGGAUACAAAAACCAGCAGAUGGUACUUGGUUUCACCGAUUCAUGCAAAGCAAACGUGGGAAUACAAUUCAAAGACGUGAAUGACACAGAGGACGAAUUGAACAUGGUAUUCGCCAUUGGUUUCAUGGAGAAGUUGGCCAAGCAGAUAGAGAAACUCCAGUUUCACACCAUCCUAAAGCCGAACGGGCAUUGCGAGUUGGUGGACAACGAGUGGGUUGAUGUCAUCAUCCCCUCCUCGCCGAACUCGUGUGAGUUUCGUUGCUCCCUUCUCAGUUGCGUGCACGUUUGUAGCCCGACUAAGGUCUGUCUAUUGGAGGUUGCGUCGUGCUAGUAGUUUUGGCCAGCAAGUACACGGCUUAGUCGCUUGGAAACAUAUCAUUCAAUGUUCUUCACAUUGUAUUUCAAUCUUUUUCCCUUCCUCUUUGACUUCUUUCAUAUGCUUCCCAUUAUAAUUGUCUUUUCUUUCCUUUCAUUUACUGGGUCCGUCCCAUAACCCACGGGCCGAUCUGUUAACAACAACCCAAUUGGAAAAGCGAUACGUUAAUAAUACAAUUAUAAGAACAUCAACAAUUUUAUUACUCUGUAUUAUACUCCCUUCGUCAACAAAUAAAUUUUACAUUCACUA